CGAUGCACGCGCCUCCGCCGCCGCGUUGAUAGGCUGCCGCCGUCUUGUGCGCCGGCACCGCUACCUGCUGAUCCCGCUCCAUUGUCACGCACCUCUGCCGCUCUCCUGCCGCAGCCCGCGUCGCGCCGUCCCCCGGCCUGCUCCUGCAAUCCGGCCUCGCACCUGCCCCGGCGGCCCUGUCCCGGCGGCAGCCGCCGCGCUACAGGCUUGUCACCCCCGAUUCAGAUUAUUCUCGUCAGAACCAUGCUGCUGGAGAUUUUUGGAUCUGGAAUGAGACUAACACGGAAUAAUGACUGGGUUCUAAGAUUGCUCUUUGUUGACCGAUCUGCUUAUGCAUCCUUUGUCCUGGCAAGCAACAUUGCAGUAAAAGGAGUGAAUAACUGGGGCAGGCCAAAUUGGCUCCGCGUCCUCCCUUGUGCCAGUAAUUAUUUCUGCACCUCCAUCUAUGCCACCAAAGGCAAACAAUUUGCCAUCACCAAGGGGAUGAACAGAUCAGAGAUGAAGGGGCGAACGAAGCAAUUCCUUGUUGGGCAUGCCUCUUAUCCUGUAUUUGAAGCCAACAUCCUUAAGAAAACCACCCAUCGGGAUGGUUCUAUAUACAAGAUAAACUAUGGUUUUCUAAAGCUAUGGCGUCUUACUCAACGUGAUGAGAGUAAGUUAUCUUGAUCUCUUCUAUACCGUGUUUCAUUUUAUUUUUAGG
Molecule: messenger RNA, 700 nt
Organism: Triticum dicoccoides
Lineage: Eukaryota; Viridiplantae; Streptophyta; Magnoliopsida; Poales; Poaceae
Exons: 2
Coding region: 244-666 (140 amino acids)
Source: RefSeq, a predicted model, not a curated record